UUAACUAGAGCCCUUUUCAAAGCAGUCUUAAUUUUCACCUGGGUAGUUUCUCUAUAUAUUACCUAAUAAAACCACAUUUGAAGGGGCCAAGUGGGUGUCCCUUAAGAUUGAAAACCGUGAGUACUUUUCAGUUUUAACAAUUUGAAUCGAAUUGUACGAGAGUUGUGUGGAAGAAAGAUCGGUUUAAAUAAAGAUGGCUGCUUUAACCGAUGAAGGAUCACGUCAUCCACAGCAUGUAGAGGUUGUCCCAUUCAAGACAUCCGGAGUCUCUCUAAAACUCGUCUUGCUACAUGGAAACCUGGAUAUAUGCGUGAAAGAAGCCAUCAAACUCCCAAACUUGGAUGCAUUCAAUAGAAAAUUCACCCCUCUUUCGGGUACAAGUGAUCCAUAUGUAACCAUAUCUGUAGCCAACGCUGUAAUCGGAAGAACUUUUGUGAUAAACAACAGUGAAAACCCUGUUUGGAUGCAACAUUUCUAUGUUCCAGUAGCACACAACACCACCGAAGUGUUAUUUGUUGUUAAAGACAGUGAUGUCGUGGGUUCUCAACUCAUAGGAGCAGUUGGGAUUCCAGCUGAACACUUGGUUGCUAAUUCUAUAGUCAAAGGCACUUUCCCGAUUCUGAAUGCAAGUGGUCAGCCAUGCAAACCUGGUGCCAUGUUAACUCUAUCCAUCAAAUACACACCCGUGGACAAAAUGGUCAUUUACCGUGAUGGAGUAGGGUCGGAUCCGGAAUUUAAAGGCGUCCCAGGAACGUAUUUUCCAUUAAGAAGAGGAGGAAAAGUUACUCUUUAUCAAGAUGCUCAUGUGGAUGGAAGCCUCCCAAAUUUGAAACUUGAUCGUGGUUUAAGAUUUAUACAAGAAGAUUGUUGGCGUGAUAUUUGUGAUGCAAUCAGACAAGCACGUCGUUUGAUUUACAUCACAGGGUGGUCCAUCUUUCAUAAGGUUCAACUUGUGAGAUAUGGUGCAAAAGCAAGAGACAGUAUUUUAGGAGAUCUUUUGAAAAGCAAGUCGGAUGAAGGUGUCAGAGUGUUGCUUCUUGUAUGGGAUGACCCCACUUCAAAAAGCUAUUUUGGAUAUAAAACGGAAGGGGUUAUGCAAACUCAUGAUGAAGAAACUCGUGCGUUUUUCAAGAAUUCAUCUGUUCAAGUUCUACUUUGUCCUCGUUCUAUAGCAAAGGGUAGCUGGGUCAAGAAGGAUGCUGAAACCAUUUAUAGCCAUCAUCAAAAGACUGUUAUAGUGGAUGCUGAUGCUGGUAUCAAAAGAAGGAUUAUGGCAUUUGUUGGAGGUCUUGAUUUAUGUGUGGGGCGUUAUGACACUCCAGAACAUUCUCUUUUUACUACAUUAAACACACUGCAUAAAGACGAUUAUCACAAUCCAAACUAUACAGGGCCCACAACAGGGUGUCCAAGAGAACCAUGGCAUGAUUUGCAUUGCAGGAUUGAAGGUCCAGCAGCAUAUGAUGUACUCCAAAACUUUGAGGAGAGAUGGUUGAGAGCUUCAAAGCCACGUGGCCUUUCAAUGACCAAAUUUUUUGAUGUGUUACUAAAAGUUGACAAGAUUCCAGACAUUUUAGGUGUAACUGAUGCUCGUUACACUAGUGAGAAAGAUCCAGAAGGUUGGCAUAUUCAGGUGUUUCGUUCAAUUGAUUCAAACUCUGUUAAAGGUAUAGGUUUCCCUAAAGACCCCAAAGAUGCUAAAAACAAGAAUUUAAUAUGUGGGAAAAAUGUGCUCAUAGACAUGAGUAUACAUACUGCAUAUGUGAAGGCCAUUCGUACUGCUCAACAUUUUAUCUAUAUUGAAAAUCAGUACUUUCUUGGUUCUUCAUAUAACUGGGCUAACAACAAAAGCUUAGGUGCAAACAAUUUGAUACCAAUGGAAAUAGCUCUUAAAAUCGCGAAUAAAAUCCGAGCAAAUGAGAGGUUUGCUGUAUAUAUUGUGAUUCCAAUGUGGCCUGAGGGAAAUCCUACGAAUUCCUCUACUCAACGGAUUCUGUUUUGGCAGCAUCAAACAAUGCAAAUGAUGUAUGACACUAUUUACAAGGCUUUACUAGAAACGGGGCUCCAAAACGAAUACGAACCACAAGAUUACUUAAACUUUUUCUGCCUUGGCACACGAGAGUCAUCUAAAUACGCACCUGUUUCUAAUGGGAAAGUUUCAUUUUCCCCAAAUACCCCUCAAGCGCUUAGCAUCACAAACAGACGUUUCAAGAUCCAUGUAAAUUCGAAAGGAAUGAUAGUCGAUGAUGAGUUUGUGAUAUUGGGUUCUGCAAACAUAAACCAACGCUCAUUAGAAGGUACACGCGACACUGAAAUUGCAAUGGGUGCAUAUCAGCCACAUCAUACAUGGGCCCACAAAGGUUCUAGUCCAGCUGGACAGGUAUCUGGGUACAGGAUGUCGUUAUGGGCGGAGCAUAUGGGAGAAGCUGAGAGCAUUUUUGAGGAACCACAGAGCGUUGAGUGUGUGAGGAGGGUGAGGUUGUUGGGUGAGCAGAAUUGGGAACAGUAUGCUGCUGAUCAAGUAUCGGAUAUGACGGCCCAUUUGCUUAAGUAUCCGGUGGAGGUUGACGGGAUGGGCCGGGUGAAGCCGCUCUCCGGCUGUCCGAAUUUUCCAGAUGUGGGUGGGAGUAUUGUGGGUUCUUUUGUUUCUGUUCAAGAGAAUCUCACCAUAUGAAGCUGCCAGAUGUGAUGUGUUUUUGCGUUUUUGAUUUUUUUUUUUUUUUUUUUUUUUUUUUUUUUUGUGUGUGUGUGUGCGCUUUCUUGAAUAAUAUGUGUUAUCUCAUAACAUAUUGUGUAAAAUAAUUAGUGAAUAAAUGGAAAAUUGUGAAGCUUCUAUGCCCUUUUGCGUC
This is a messenger RNA of Lactuca sativa (garden lettuce), 2846 nucleotides long. RefSeq names its product phospholipase D beta 1. Gene Ontology annotation, molecular function: D-type glycerophospholipase activity; calcium ion binding. Gene Ontology annotation, biological process: phospholipid catabolic process; phosphatidylcholine metabolic process. Lineage: Eukaryota; Viridiplantae; Streptophyta; Magnoliopsida; Asterales; Asteraceae. Gene Ontology annotation, cellular component: plasma membrane. The record is from RefSeq and is a predicted model, not a curated record.